AUGCGGUUUCCAAAACCACCGACACCGAGGUGGAACUGUUCAGGGCCAGCAGAAGAUACCUACCGCACAUGGCUGAAGUGCUCUAGGCUUCACUUCACAGUCUGCGCCCUUGCCGCGGGCAUGCUAUUUCAAAUUUCGCCUGCGCUCUUUUGUGACAUUGGCGCCCACGUAACAGCUCACGAGAGUAGCAAUGCGACUGUUGAUGCUUUGUAA
This is a messenger RNA of Plenodomus lingam JN3, 213 nucleotides long. The record is from RefSeq and is a predicted model, not a curated record. Lineage: Eukaryota; Fungi; Ascomycota; Dothideomycetes; Pleosporales; Leptosphaeriaceae.